Molecule: messenger RNA, 3291 nt
Organism: Drechmeria coniospora
Lineage: Eukaryota; Fungi; Ascomycota; Sordariomycetes; Hypocreales; Ophiocordycipitaceae
Product: importin beta-3 subunit
Exons: 6
Coding region: 1-3291 (1096 amino acids)
Biological process (GO): protein import into nucleus
Cellular component (GO): nucleus; cytoplasm
Molecular function (GO): small GTPase binding; nuclear import signal receptor activity
Source: RefSeq, a predicted model, not a curated record
AUGUCUCUUCUCUCCCCCGACAUUCACGCCGAGAUCACUCAACUGCUUCAGGCCCUCCAGUCCGCAGACAAUGGAAUUCGCUCCCAGGCCGAGGAACACCUCCAGAACAGCUGGACCAGCGCCAGGCCAGAGGUAUUGUUGAUGGGCCUCGCUGAACAGAUUCAAGGAGCGGGAGAUAACGCUAUCCGCUCAUUUGCGGCUGUUAUAUUCCGACGAAUUGCAUCCAAGACCAGAAAAACGGAAACUGGCGACAACAUGGACAUGUUUUACUCCUUGUCCAAGGAUCACGCCGCAGUCAUUCGCCAGAAGCUUCUUGAAACACUUGCCGCAGAAGCCGACCGCAUGGUUCGCAACAAAAUCAGCGACGCUGUUGCCGAGCUUGCACGCCAAUACUCAGACAACAAUGAUACUUGGCCGGAGCUUCUCGGCGUUCUUUUCCAACUGAGCCAAGCCCCGGAAGCUGAGAAACGAGAAAACGCGUUUCGUGUCUUCACGACAACCCCAAGCGUGAUCCAAAGACAGCAUGAGGAGACAGUCCUUCAAGCCUUCCAAAAGGGGCUGAAGGACGAGGCCAUCAUGGUUCGCUUGGCCGCCAUGGAAGCAUUUGCAGCCUUUUUCCGAAUCCUGCCCAAAAAGACACAGAUGAAAUACUUCUCGUUGAUUGCAGACGUCCUCAACGUCCUCCCCCCAAUCAAAGAAUCCAAAGAUUCGGAAGACCUCAGCAAAGCCCUCCUGUCUCUCAUCGAUCUAGCCGAGUCAGCACCCAAAAUGUUCAAGCAACUUUUUCACAGCCUCGUCCAGUUCAACAUAUCCGCCAUCCAGGAUAAAGAGCUUGACAACAUCUGCAGGCAGAACGCCCUCGAGCUCAUGGCUACCUUUGCGGAUUACGCACCCUCAAUGUGCAGGAAGGACGCUUCAUACACGACGGAUAUGAUCACUCAAUGCCUGAGCCUGAUGACUGACUUGGGAGAGGACGAUGAUGAUGCUGCUGAAUGGCUUGCUUCUGAUGAUCUGGAACAAGACGAGAGCGAUCAGAAUCAUGUUGCCGGAGAGCAGACCAUGGACCGACUUGCCAAUAAGCUCGGUGGACAGACCAUCCUGGCGCCUACUUUCAACUGGCUACCCCGCAUGAUGACUUCAAUGGCGUGGCGAGACCGCCAUGCUGCACUGAUGGCCAUCUCGGCAAUAUCGGAGGGAUGCAGAGAGUUGAUGAUCGGAGAGCUUAGUCAAGUGCUCGACUUGGUUCUUCCGGCCUUACAGAAUCCUCAUCCUCGUGUGCGUUGGGCUGGUUGCAAUGCUAUUGGCCAGAUGAGUACCGAUUUUGCACCCAAGAUGCAGACCGAUUUCUACGACCGGGUACUCAAGGCUAUAAUUCCGGUCCUCAACUCACCCGAAGCCCGCGUCAAGUCUCACGCGGCAGCGGCAUUAGUCAACUUUUGCGAGGAGGCCGAAAAGACGGUCCUCGAGCCGUAUCUGGACGAGCUCCUGUCCCAUCUCUUCCAGCUGCUUCAAAGCGACAAGCGAUAUGUCCAGGAGCAAGCUUUGUCCACUAUUGCGACCAUUGCCGACGCUGCCGAGGCAGCUUUUUCAAAGUAUUACGACACCUUGAUGCCCCUUCUCGUGGAAGUCCUGCAAAAGCAAAACGAGAAGGAGUACCGUCUCCUUCGUGCCAAGGCCAUGGAGUGUGCCACCCUCAUUGCUCUGGCUGUCGGGCGUGAAAGGCUCGGCCCUGAUGCCAUGACACUAGUCGACCUUCUUGCCAACGUUCAGACCGGCAUUACUGAUGCCGAUGACCCGCAGGCGCAGUAUCUGAUGCACUGCUGGGGUCGAAUGUGUCGUGUGCUGGAACUGGACUUUCUCCCGUUUUUGGACAGUGUCAUGCCCCCGCUGCUCGAACUUGCCAUGGCCAAGGCUGACAUACAGUUGUUGGACGAUGACGAGCAGGCCGAACAGAUGAACGGCGAGGAUGGCUGGGAGUUUGUUCCGCUCAAAGGCAAGAUGAUCGGCAUCCGGACAAGCACAAUGGACGACAAGCACAUGGCCAUUGAGCUUCUAGUUGUCUACGCCCAGGUACUGGAGGGCGCGUUUGCUCCGUAUGUUGCCAACAUCAUGGAGAAGAUUGCACUGCCUGGCCUUGCCUUCUUCUUCCACGAUCCGGUCAGGUACAUCUCGUCGAAACUAGUCCCUCAACUUCUGAGCUCGUACAAGAAGGCAUACGGCUGUCCGUCAAACGAGCUAGCAGGACUUUGGACUGCGACGGUAGACAAGUUGCUAGAAGUCCUUUCUGCCGAGCCAUCGAUCGAAACCUUGGCCGAGAUGUACCAAUGCUUCUACGAGUCUGUUCAGGUGGUCGGCAAGGAUUGCAUGACAGCCGAGCACAUGAACCGCUUCAUUGACUCGGUUCACUCUACGUUGGAGGACUACAACGAUAGGGUUGCCAAGCGAGCCGAAGAUCGGGAGGGUGCCACAGCCGACGACGUUGAGGACGAAGCUGAGGAGAUGCUUCUUGCGAUUGAAGAUGACCAAACUCUUUUAUCGGACAUGAACAAGGCCUUUCAUUCCAUGUUCAAAAACCAUGGCGCUGCGUUUCUACCAGCCUGGGAACGACUGAUGCCGACGUAUAAAAAUUUCCUUGUCUCUUCGGAUCCGACCCAGAGACAGUGGGGCCUGUGCAUUGUCGACGACGUCCUCGAGUAUUGCGGGCCAGACAGCAGCCGAUAUGCUAACUACAUCACUCAGCCUCUCAUUGAUGGCUGCCGCGAUCAAUCGCCAGCUAUCCGACAAGCCGCUGCCUAUGGCAUCGGUGUGGCAGCGCAUCGCGGCGGAGCGGCCUGGACCCAAUUCCUGGGGAACGCGGUCCCUUUCCUGUUCCAAAUGACGCAGAUGCCUGAUGCACGAAGCGAAGACAACGUUUACGCCACCGAGAACGCCUGUGCCGCCAUCGCCAAGAUCUUGCACUACAACGCUGGCAGCAUUGGUGAUGCACAGGCUGCCAUGUCACAGUGGGUAGACACGCUACCAAUUACAAACGACGAAGAAGCAGCGCCAUAUGCAUAUGCGUACCUGGCUGAGCUUAUUGACCAGCGGCACCCAGUGGUUAUGAAUCAGCCGGCGAAGAUAUUUGUCUUCAUCGCGCAGGCUCUUGAAGCAGAGUCGCUUCAGGGUCAGACAGCUAGCCGAGUGGCGGCGGCGACGAAGACUCUGCUAGCGACAGCCAACGUGGACCCGAUGCCUCUUCUCCAGCAGUUCUCACCGGACGCGCAGCGAACGAUUAUGGGACAUUUCGGCUAG